Messenger RNA from Fusarium musae, 435 nucleotides. RefSeq lists its product as uncharacterized. The record is from RefSeq and is a predicted model, not a curated record. Lineage: Eukaryota; Fungi; Ascomycota; Sordariomycetes; Hypocreales; Nectriaceae. Bases 1 to 435 code for a protein of 144 amino acids. Gene Ontology annotation, biological process: transmembrane transport. Gene Ontology annotation, molecular function: transmembrane transporter activity. The transcript has 2 exons.
AUGGUGCUCACCAAGGAUGAGAAAGCUCUUCACAACCAGGUCAACAUCCUGCCUCGACGCCAACUAGUCAUCGCGCUCGCCACGCCACCCUUUCAUCGGCUUUACUCCUCGUCACAAUUGAUCAAAAUGAUGCUCUAUGGUAGACUAUCCGAUGUCUUUGGCCGCAAGGUCGUUUUCAUAUCUGCCGCUUUACUUCUUUGUGUUUCGGAUUUUCUCUGUUCGUUUAGCCAGAAUGCAGUCAUGUUUUAUGUCUUUCGGGCUCUCGCCGGCAUCGGCGGCGGAGGUGUCUUGAACCUCAACAACAUCAUCAUUUCGGACAUUGUCAGCCUCGAGCAGAGGGGAAAGAUCCAAGCCAUCGCUGGUGCCACUGUCGGACUGGGUAAUAUCAUCGGACCCUUCAUCGCCGCUGGCAUCAUGCAGAGGUCAUCUUGGUGA